AUGGAUCCUAGUUAUAAUAAUAUUAAUCCGUGGUUACCAUUGCUCAGACAGAGUUUCGUAUUCAGUGGAGUCGUGUCAUUCUUCUUCAUCCAUGGUCUUUUUGUGGGAGCACCUACAGUCUUCAUACCGCAACUUAGGAAAGAGUAUAACUCUACAGAAUUUAUAAACUUGUCUAUGGAAUCGUGGUUGUCAUCAACUGUGUUCUACAGUUCUUUACCAUGGGCGGUGAUCAUUCCACUAUUUGCUCACACCUAUGGUCGAAAGAAGACCGAAAUCCUGCUUUGUAUUGAUGCAAUAUUGAGCAGCGUCAUUCUAUACUUCAGCGAAACCCCAAUCCACAUCAUCAUCAGUCAAAUUAUCAUCGGUGUGCAACCACCGGCCCAUCUAACUAUCUCAUUAAUGGUUUUAACGGAGUUCUCGCCGAGGUACAGAGGCCUGUUUAUGACUUUCAAAUCUGCCACCACAUAUUGGGGAAUAUGGAUGUCGAACGCCAUAGGAACGUACUUUCAUUGGAAGAACAUUGCUCUUGUUAGUUUUGUAUGCAGCGUGUAUACACUAACAACAUUGUUGUGGCCAGAAUCGCCGUACUGGCUCGCAUCUAAGGGCCGAUUUAGCGAUUGCGAAACAUCACAUAGGUGGCUGAAGGGAACCGAUGAAAAAUCUGAGGAGGAACUUAAAAUACUAAUAAGUUAUCAAAAACAACGUUUGAAUAGACAUAGUAAAUUAUCAAAUGCAGAUAAAUUGAAUAACGGUGUAAAAGCGAUAGGAAAUCAAGCGUUUUAUAAGCCUCUACUCACAGCGACGCUUACGAUUUGCUUGUAUCAAGUUUGUGAAACGAAAGAUAGAACUAUAUUGGAGGUUGAGCAAUAUUUUGAUGAAAGUGACAUUACUGUGGCGGAAGACGAAGUGACGUUGAAACAAGUUAAUUGA
This is a messenger RNA of Leptosia nina, 930 nucleotides long. The record is from the annotation of a GenBank genome assembly. Lineage: Eukaryota; Metazoa; Arthropoda; Insecta; Lepidoptera; Pieridae.